Messenger RNA from Trematomus bernacchii (emerald rockcod), 1209 nucleotides. RefSeq names its product granzyme B-like. The record is from RefSeq and is a predicted model, not a curated record. Bases 62 to 823 code for a protein of 253 amino acids. Gene Ontology annotation, molecular function: serine-type endopeptidase activity. The transcript has 5 exons. Gene Ontology annotation, biological process: proteolysis. Lineage: Eukaryota; Metazoa; Chordata; Actinopteri; Perciformes; Nototheniidae.
UUGACUACAAAAGGUGGUAGGGGGAGCAGUGCCAGACACACGGUUCAGAUUUUACGGCACAAUGAACAUGAUCCAUGCAUUCUGCAUUUUAUUUUUGUUCCUGCAGCUCUCCCUAACUGGGGCUUCUGAGAGUGGCAUAGUGGGGGGGAAAGUUGCGAAGCCUCAUUCCCGACCCUACAUGGCAUCUCUUCAGAUUCAGGAAACACACUCAUGUGGCGGGGUCCUUAUUCGAGAGGACUUUGUUCUGACUGCAGCACACUGCGAAGAUGAGCAGACCAUGACGGCGGUCCUUGGAGCACACAACAUCAAAAGGAAAGAGGAAAGUCAGCAAAGGAUAGAAGUGGCUAAGCGCCAUCCACAUCCAAAAUUCAAAAAGGACGGACACCAAUAUGAUAUCAUGUUACUCAAGUUAAAAAAGAAUGCCACACUGAAUAAUUAUGUCAAGAUCAUCGGACUACCAAAGAGUGAUGAGGACCUCCACGCAAGAGUUAAAUGUGAGGUUGCUGGCUGGGGCCGAACUGGACACACAAAGCCUAUCUCAAAUGUCCUGAAGGAGAAUACGGAGACCACACAAUUCAGCCAGGAGUGCGACCACAUAUGGAAAGAAUACUUUGUUUCUAGUAGAAUGAUAUGCACCAAAUUUGACAAAAAGAAGGGAGGGGUUUGUCAGGGGGAUUCCGGUGGACCGCUUAUCUGCAAAGGAGAGCUUCAGGGUCUUACGGCUUUCACCAGUCCAUGUAAUUGUAAUGAUCCAAUGUAUCCCCAUGUCUUCACUCAAGUGAAAUCCUUUCUCCCCUGGAUCAAGGAAGUGAUGAAGAAAUAAGAGAAUGUAGCAUGAGGCAAAGAUGCCAAGAAAAUGUUCCUUUUUUUAACUUACUUAAGAAAUUGAAUAGGAUAGUAAAACAACACAUUUGAGAAUGACUGGUCUUAUCUUAUUAAAAAUAAUAAUAAUAAUGAACUUAACAGGCAAAUAAUGUGUCCAAUAGAUUGAACCUGUUGUAGAUAUUCGUGUGACGUCAAGUGAUGAAGAAAUAGUUUUUUAUUCUUAGCUAAAAAUCUGUGACCAUGUCCAAAUGUAUUUUAUGUUUAUCUUUUUUUGUGUAGUUGAACAAAACAAACAGGAACUGAAAUUCAUGAAACCAGUUUAUGUAAAGGUUUGUGAAAACAAUUGUACAAAUAAAAUGUGAAAUUAAAAAAAUGUUGAUUUAA